AUGUCUGCUUGCGAUCUUCCACCUUGUCCACCGUGCCCUCCGCGAGCACCUGCACCAUGCCCCCAAGUAUGUCCACCUCCGCCUCCGCCGCGCCCAUGUUACCCGAAACCCGUCAUGCGCGGACUGCACUACGCUCAGACAAAGUCGGUAGUUACUAAAGCCUUAGCACUGUCAGCAUUGUCGGGCUUUUGUACUUAUGCAUUCCUUGGGUAUCCCCGCAGGGAAGCUUACAGAGAUUACUACGAGAAAGGAGAAUUUGAAGAUUGGGCUGAGGAAAUGGCAAGGAAAGGCUUAUUUCAAGCAGUACCAUCAGAUACUUUGAAAGAUAAACCACAAUAA
This is a messenger RNA of Arctia plantaginis, 339 nucleotides long. The record is from the annotation of a GenBank genome assembly. NCBI's taxonomy places the organism in Eukaryota, Metazoa, Arthropoda, Insecta, Lepidoptera, Erebidae.